AUGGUCGAGGUUUCACUCACAGUGGGUAAACUCGAUGCGUCUCUCGCAUUGCUCUUAACCAAAGACCAUCAUUUAAUUGAGUUCCCCACGAUAUUGCUCCCCAAUGGGGUCAAAGCCGGCUCGAUUGUUAAAAUCAGAUGUGAUCGGGACUUGGAGACAGAAUUGGAAGAGAAGAAGCAGUUCCAGGCGAUCCAGGACGAAAUCAUCAAUACUUUUGGCAAAAACUUGCCCAAGGCGCCUCAGUUACGAGUCAAGAACGUCACUCAAACUUCAUGUGUCUUGGAAUGGGAUCAAUUGGACUUGGGCACUGCUUCCCUAAAGAACCUCGUUUUGUUUAGAGAUGGCAAGAAGCUUGGUGCUAUUCCUCAGGCAAUGACCAACAAGACAACAAAGUUGUCCGGGUUGCCAAUUGAUAAGACAUUUAAAUUCCAUUUGCGCCUAGACACAACGGCUGGCGUUUACAAAUCUGAGGAAGUAGAGGUGACAACGCACAAAAUGACAGAUUUGUCGGGAAUCACUGUUUAUUUGGGUGAUAUUACUCCUAAUGACCAAUUCACCGUGGAGGACAUUCAGGCAACCUUGAAGAACAUGGGCGCCCACCACCCUGCUCAGGAGACCGUCAAGGUCGACACGACUCACUUCAUCACUAUGAGAGAAAAUAAGCAGAAUCCAGAAUAUGUCAAGGCCAAUGAUAUGAAUAUCCCGAUAAUACGGCCUGAGUGGUUGAAGGCUUGCGAGCGUGAAAGAAGAAUUGUGGAUGUUAGAGACUUCUACGUAAAGGACUGCCUGUUGCCUGAUAUCUUGGCGAGAAACUACUGGAAGAAGGAUGCUCCUGCCAAGCUGACCGAAGCUUCGAAGGAUACAUUAGAAGGGCCACCGGUAGUGCAGGUGACAUCUCCAUCUCCUGAAACCACAAGUAAACAGGACUUGAAUGAGAAGGAUGAGGGGAAAGAUAGUGGUGUACCAUCGUCUGAGGCGGUCGAUGAAGCCAAAUCCAGUGAAAAUACCUCUGGUGAGGUCUCAGAAUCAUCGAAGAAGUCUGAAAAAGAAGGUGAAGUAAAGUCUGAUGAGAAGCCUGAUGAAAAUGCUACUGUUGAUGUGACAAAGAAUGAGGAUGAGGUGGGGAGGACAGAUGAGCUAGAUAAUGCGCAAAAGGCAUCCGAGACUUCGAUGUCUUUACGUGAGGAGGAAUCAACGAAGCAAGCAAUUGCGGAACCCACAGAGCAGGUUGUCACGGACCUGAAGGAAAAAACAAAUACAAAUGCAGUUGAGGGUACGGUAAAUGCAGCUUCCAUUGGAACACAACAAGCCGAGACGCUGGCCCAACCGACUGCUGAAGAAUUGACAGAGGUGGAUCUCAACGAAUCUCAUCCCGAGUCAGGUGUUGCUGAACUGACAGAUCUCCCCAAGAAAAUUGAGCAAGAGGAAAUACAGGAGGUUAAAGAGGAUGACACGAUUGCAGAAGGCAUGGAUGGCGAUGAAGGUGACGAGAACGACGAUGACGACGAAAACGAAAAUGCAAACGGGAAAGAAACAACCGAUCAGCCCGCCGGCGAGAGCAAGCUGAAAAAGAAGAACAAGAAGAAGAAGAAAGGUAAGAAGUAA
This is a messenger RNA of Candidozyma auris, 1605 nucleotides long. It is a transcript of the gene CHS5, whose product is annotated as Chs5p. The record is from RefSeq and is a predicted model, not a curated record. The transcript has a single exon. Gene Ontology annotation, cellular component: exomer complex; trans-Golgi network. Gene Ontology annotation, molecular function: protein dimerization activity. Bases 1 to 1605 code for a protein of 534 amino acids. NCBI's taxonomy places the organism in Eukaryota, Fungi, Ascomycota, Pichiomycetes, Serinales, Metschnikowiaceae. Gene Ontology annotation, biological process: conjugation with cellular fusion; Golgi to plasma membrane transport.